AUGUUUUUCAAUUCUCAGCUUAUUUCUAAUGUUUCCCCCCUUUUAAAUUAUUUUGUCAUUACAGUUCUUCCAGAACAACCCAUAAUAUUGGAUCGUUGGGGUCGUCAAUUGAAUGGCACCAAAUUGGGUCCGAAACAGGAAGGUGAUGAUAUUGUUAUCACAUGUCGUGUUGUGGGAGGACGACCACAACCACAAGUACGAUGGCUGGUCAAUGGUCUGCUAGUGGACAACCAAUAUGAACAUUAUUCCGGUGAUGUUAUCGAGAAUCGUUUACUAUGGCCAUCAGUUCAACGAACGGAUUUAAAUUCCGUUUUCACAUGCCAGGCUCUGAAUACGCAAUUAGACAAGCCCAAAGAAAAGAGUUUCAUCUUGGAUAUGCAUUUAAAACCACUUGAAGUGAAAAUAAUUGACCCACCCAAUUCAAUGGUGGCCGAUAGACGCUAUGAGGUAACAUGUGAAUCAACCGGUUCCCGACCAAAUGCCAUCAUUACCUGGUAUAAAGGAAAAAGGCAAUUACGCCGAACGAAGGAUGACAUAUCGAACAACACAACACGUUCCGAAUUGAGUUUUGUGCCAACAACAGAUGAUGAUGGCAAAUCGAUAACAUGUCGAGCAGAAAACCCAAAUGUUAAUGGUUUAUAUUUGGAGACUAUGUGGAAAUUGAAUGUAGUAUAUCCACCUUUGGUUACCUUGCGUUUGGGCUCAACACUUUCACCCGAUGACAUUAAAGAAGGUGACGAUGUCUAUUUUGAGUGUCACGUACAAUCGAAUCCUCAAUGGCGUAAACUUUUAUGGCUGCAUAAUGGUGCUCACCUGGAGCACAACACUUCAGCCCGUGUUAUACGCUCUAAUCAAAGUUUGGUAUUGCAAAAAAUUACCAAACACUAUGCGGGAAAUUAUGCAUGCAGCGCAAUAAAUGAUGAAGGAGAAACUGUCAGCAACCAACUGCCGCUACGUGUUAAAUAUACACCAAUUUGCAAACAUUUAGAUCGUGUCAUCUUAAUUGGAGCCUCAAAGGAUGAAACUGUCGAAGUUGCGUGUGAAAUUCAAGCGGAUCCACCACCAAGGUAA
Messenger RNA from Musca vetustissima, 1071 nucleotides. RefSeq names its product nephrin-like. The transcript is spliced from 7 exons. The record is from RefSeq and is a predicted model, not a curated record. Lineage: Eukaryota; Metazoa; Arthropoda; Insecta; Diptera; Muscidae. The coding region runs from base 1 to 1071 and encodes 356 amino acids.